AUUGAUUCAUGUUUGAUGUAAUUUGCGGGCUCAAGAAGCAGCAAAGUUCAGUCUUAUGGCACAAAGCUUCGAGGAAGAUCCGAUAGAGAGCUUGAGCCACUCAGAAAGACCUUGAAGAUUGGCAGGCAAGUCUGUUCCGCUAUAAGAUCAACGGCACAUGUCGCAUAGUUUACGUCCAUUGGCAUCCUGCACGUAGAUCUCCGGGUCAGACCCUUUGCAGCUUCUCCCUGUACAUAGAUCCAUGGCGGCCAUGGCGGAAGCGGCAGCGCCGAAGGCAGGCUAUGAGACUGACAUGGCCUCAAGGGAAAACGUGUACCUGCUGACUUACUCCUUCAACCAGGACUUCUCCUGCUUCGUGUGUGGCACCACGGCGGGCUUCAGGGUCUUCACCCUCCAGGACUCCAAGGAGGGCUCGGGCAUCGCUGAGCGCCUGAGGCGGGAGCCUUGCCCCAAGAGCUCGGUGAUGCACGUGGCCAUGCUCUACAAGAGCAGUAUCUUUGCCAUGGUGAAUCAGACCUUUGAGCCCUCAGGGGAGCCCUCACAGGGCUGCAGGAACAAGGUUCAAAUCUGGGAGGAACGCAAGCAGAAGGUGGUGGCAGAACUCCGCUGUCGCAAUGAGGUCAAAGGCGUGUGCUUGCAUAGGGACAUCAUUGUGAUGGUUUGCGAGUAUGUCAUCUACGUCUACACUUCGGGCGAUGUGAAGGUAAUCCUUCAUCUGGACACCGGCUCCAACAAGUUGGGCCUAUGUGCCCUGGCCACAGGCAGUGAUCCCUGGCUCUUGUGCUGCCCAGCCCAGAACAAGGGGGCGAUUCGCAUCCAAGUUGGACAAGAUGCGCAAGCUACCCAUGUUUUUCAGGCACACCAGUCAGGGCUUGCAGCGCUGGCCCUGAAUGCUUCGGGCUCCCUGGUGGCCACUGCAUCAGAGACGGGCACAGUGAUGAAGGUCUUUCGUACCGCGGACGGCGAGGCGCUGUACAGGUUGCGCCGGAGCACGCGGCCGGCGUCGAUCUCAAGCUUGGCCUUCCGGCCCGAUGACUGCUAUUUGGCCGUGGCGUCUUCUUCCGUCACGGUGCACAUCUUCAAGCUGGACAACGCCACAGCCACGGAGGUGGAUGAGAAGACUGACAAGGAGAACUCACUGGCCUCCUCGCCAGCCUUGGAGCCUGCUCCAGACCCCCAAUGGCCCAGCCCUUUGACAGCUUUGCAGACCUUGCAGUCGAAGGCUGCUGAAGCUGUUCGAGGCCUCACUCCACAGUACCUGGCCGACCUACGCAGCUUUGGGCAGUUCCGGCUCCCGGACAUGGAUGGUGGGACUCCAGCGGUGGACACCCGUAGCAAGCAAGCGACCAUUGCUGGCCCCAUCCUUGCUUUUCACAAGACCGAGCCACGACUCUACAUUUUGCAUUAUAAUGGCUUCCUCUAUGAGUGCAGCUUCCAGCCGGACUUCGACCCCAAGGCGACCCAGGAAUGCAGCUUCAUCUCAGCCACCACCUGGUUUGCGACCCGCCCUGAUUUUAAGGUGUCGAAACCCAUCACCGAGUUGAGGACAGAGCCCGGGGGUGAGGGUGAUGACGCAGCGGAUGAAUGGCAACUCUUAUAGGAUCAGGGCCAAGAUGCGGGCCGAAGUUCGCCCGAAGAAGUGCUGGUUCCUUUGCCUUUAGCCUUCACUUCUGCAUCCAUUCUGCCGGAACCUGCGGAACAA
Messenger RNA from Durusdinium trenchii, 1702 nucleotides. Lineage: Eukaryota; Dinophyceae; Suessiales; Symbiodiniaceae. The record is from the annotation of a GenBank genome assembly.